AUGCCUGGACUUCUGCCCUUCUUGAAGAGGCUCCGUCGUGCCUUGAACAGCCUGAAGGUGGGUGACAUGGCGCUACUGCCGGGCGGCUGGGGCUGUGGCGAUUUCAUGGAACGCGUGGGGGAGGACAACUAUCGCAUCGCGGUCUUCGGCUUCGGUGACAGCCGCGAAUAUCAUCCGAAGUCGGCACGGAUGCCGCCGAAGGUGAAGUUCCGCCCCAUCGUUUUGGAGAAUCUGCCGCGACGCAAAGCCUUGGAUGACGCCUGGUGGGCGCUCCUCAUCGCCACUAACCUUCCGGAUGUCAACGAGCAGCUUGGUGAAAGGAAACACCGGCGCAUUCGAACCAUGCUGAGGGAUAAGACCAACGCGCAACUCACCUAUGACUUCUUCCUCCCCUACAUGGCAGGGCAAACCUUGGAGCAAGUGAGAGAGGCCUCCGAGAAGACCGCCGAUUCGGAGGACCCGGCGUUGGAUUGGCGCACGCCUGUCUAUGGGCGCUCCAGGAACAACUUCCAUCGUUGCCUUUUGGACGCCUUGCACUACUGCCUGCGAAGGAAUGGUCUCAGUAAAGCGCGAACCAAGCUGGUGAAGUUUUGCCUGAGGACAUCUUUGUUGCGCCUGGCUUCCAACGACGUGAAGGCGGUGUUGGAGCUCAGUGGGUCGGAUCGGACCUUGGUGAGGAUGCUGUGCAAGCAGGUGGCUUUCACUGCAGCCAAGCUUUCGAAGGUUGGCCAUUUGAAUCUCGACGGGCUGCGGCAGAUCAAGCAGACGGUCGAUGAGGUGGAAACAAAGCUCUUGCAGAAGACCUGCAGUGAGGGUACUGCCUCCAAACCACCUCUGUUGGACCUGUGUACCGGCGAAUCGUCUUCUCAUGUGGCCCUGGGCAAGGCAGUUCCUGGGCGUUUGGCGGAUCAGGUGAUGUGUUUAGGCAGCUUCACUGCAGGCGGGCGGGCUUGGGCGGUACAGAGCGAUGAGCCCAGCUGGUGGGAGAAAGCUGGCUUCCCAGCCUGUGAUUCGGCCUCGGGCAUCUUCCCGCUCUUCGAACGCCUCCUGCGAGAGGAGCUCGAAGGGAAGGAAGGCAGCGCACUGGAUACCUCCCAAUUGCCACCAGUGAACUUCGACCUCUUGGCGGGAAAGGUCCGUAGCAUGAGUGAUGCAGUGGCAGCCCUGAAGACCACCGACUACUUGUUGGCACAAUUGGACAAUCUCAGUUCGAGCUUGCGCUUUGCGCAUUUCUUGAAGAUUGCCCUGGUGCAGCAUGUCUUCACUCGUUUGCUUCCUGUGCCCUUGGGCCCGAUCUCCCGCACACGUGGCGUGGAUCCAGUCUGGGGCACCACUGCCACGCCAGAGCAGCAGGUGGACACGGCCUUGGUGGUCAAACGCAUUGCGCAGCACUUCGCCAUGAGCUGCGGGGCCACGGCAGGCCAUCGGGGCUUCGAUGGAACGCGCGUCAUCGUCCUGGGCACCAUGGCCCGGACGCCCAGCUUUCGAGCCCACGAGCGUCCAAAGAAGCAGCCCGUUUCAGCGAGGUCAGCGGCCGUGGUGAUUCUGAUGGAUCGUCUCCUUCGACAACCCUUGACGACCACGACCAGCAAAGCCGUGGCCGGACGCAUGGACGACGAGCACGAGGAAGAGACGCGGUUCUUAGUGUCCUGGGAGGUCUAUGCGAAGCAGUCUGAGACCUUCUUGCUCUUCUCGCCUGACCUCAAUGUAGCUCGAGCACGGACCUUGGCCUACUUCCAGGAGGUGGAGCAGGAAGCGCGAGAGCAGGGCGCCAAGAUCAAGCACAUCUUCCAGUGGGAGCGUGAUGGUUGGGUCAUGGAAUUUCCAGACCAGGGCGCGGAGGCCUUAUGUGGCAAGAUGGCCAAGAGCCUCUACAAGAGGCAAGAUGGCCGGGGUGUCGAGCGAACGAACUUGAUCGACAGCUACGUAGACAGCUACUUCCCAGAGUUUGCUGCCUUUCGCGACGUCUGUAUGUGGUGGAAGUUCUACUUGUGCACCGACCCCAUCGUGUUCCGAUUCCAGGCGUUGGAGUUCUCGGACGGGCACCUACAGUGGUCCAUCGACAUCCACCCGCGCUUCCAGAAGCGCUGCUACAUCGUGAAGUCUUUUGGACAAGGGAACCGUGCGCAGAUGCUUUUCGGAAAACUGGAGAAGCCCGCGCUGAAGGAGCAUCGUUAUCAGUCUGAAGCGCUCCCAAGUAACCUGGCGGGGCAGAGCAUUUGGUCCGAGGACGACGUGCUCCACGUCCACACCUUACCCUCGUUUGGAGAUCGUCCCCGAUCCCAGACCCCGCGGACGUCGGGAUGUGGAGACGUGGAGUGA
Messenger RNA from Durusdinium trenchii, 2322 nucleotides. NCBI's taxonomy places the organism in Eukaryota, Dinophyceae, Suessiales, Symbiodiniaceae. The record is from the annotation of a GenBank genome assembly.